AGGCUUUCAGUGUUGCUGGGGCAUCUGUGCCCAAGCCUGGACUGUUUACCGUCCUCCUGUCACCUCGCAUGGAUUCUGUCUGCAGAGCUUGCUGCGGGGCCAAAGGCGGAGGAGGAGGGUAUAUCUUCUUACGACAUCCAGGGAUUUCCACCAGAGUCUCCAAUAGAAGAUUUGGUCCCAAACUGCUUUGGGGGAGAUAUGGAACCUGUAGCCUUAAAAGACUUGGAAGGAAAUGGAGAACAUAGUGGGGAGAAAACUUUCCAAAGUGGGAUAACUACCCAUGACAACAAUUCAAUUUCAAAAAGAGUUCAAGGGUAUAAUGUACCAUGGAGCAAACACCAGCGUAAGUCAGUUAUAUUGCCAGGGAACCGCUAUAAAUGUAAUAAAUGUGUAACAGUCUCUUAUCACAUUUUAAACUUGAUUAUACAGAAUCAGGCUAUUCCCACUGGAGAGAAGCCUUACAAAUGCAGGAAAUGUAGUGAAGCUUGUAACCAGUCCUUAACACUUAGUACCUUUGGUGGAAUUAAUUUGGGAAAAAAAACAUACAUAUGUAGUGUUUGUGGAAAAAUAUUUAAUCAGUCAUCAGAUCUAAAUAAACAUAAAAUAGUUCAUACUAAAGAGAAAUCUUACAAAUGUAAAGAUUGUGGUAAAACUUUUAACCAAUGUUCAAAACUUACUCGCCAUCACAGAAUUCAUACUAGAGUUAAACCAUACAAAUGUAAAGAAUGUGGAAAGACUUUUAACCAGUGUUCAAGCCUUACACAACAUCAGAGAAUUCAUACCGGAGAGAAACCCUACAAAUGUAAAGAAUGUGGUAAAUCCUUUAGCUCUAACUCAAAACUUACUGAACAUCAAAGGAUUCAUACUGGAGAGAAACCUUACAAAUGUAAAGACUGUGGGAAAGCCUUUAGCCGGACUUCAAACUUUACUGAACACCAGAGGAUUCACACUGGAGAGAAGCCCUACAAAUGUAAAGAGUGUGGUAAAAACUUUAACAAGUGCUCAAUACUUACUCAACAUCAGAGAAUCCAUGCUGGGCAGAAACCUUACAAAUGUGAAGAGUGUGGUAAGUCCUUUAGCUCUAACUCAAACCUCACUGAGCAUAAAAGGAUUCAUACUGGAGAGAAACCUUACAAAUGUGAAGAAUGUGGUAAAACCUUUAAACAGUGCUCAAGCCUUACUCGACACCAGAGGACUCAUACAUAAGAGAUACCUUACAAAUAUGAAAACUGGAGAAAGCCUUUCUGAAAUGCUCAAAACUUAACAUCAGAUUAUACAAGAGAGAAACCGAAAAAUGGCAGUAAUGUGACAAAGCUACUAAGAGAAAUUCAAUAUCACAGAAUCCAUAAUAGCUUGAAGUUCCUGCAAAUGUAAAGGCUGGAAGGCAUUUGUUUCUAAUAUAUAUUUUUUGAAAGCACAAGAGUAUACAGAAAGAGUUUAAAUAUAUACAAGAAAAAUAUUGGAAAGAUUUUUAAAAUGAAAUCUACAAUAGACGAUAGAACUUUCAUGUCUGAGAAACUGGAUUUAAUCCAUGCCUCUACAUAAUUUAGAGCUAAGCAGUGCUCUAAUAUCUCCCUUUUAUAAAAUAAAAUUUAAAAAAUAACCCAGAUUCUUUCUUUAAAAAUUAUUCAAAUACUUCAAAACAGAAAAGAUAUAUAUAUAUAUAUAUAUAUCACAGAAACAAAAAAAUAAUUUGCAAUAAAAAUCACUGUCAUUUCUCAGAUAUAUUUAAAAUUAGUAUUUAUUACAGAAAAAAUUUCAAAAGUUAAAACACUUUCGUAACUUGUUGCUUUAUUUCUUAGUAUGUUUCAAAGGAUUGAAAUGAUGAGGUUUUUUUGGAUAUGUAUGUGUAAUUGCAAUGUGUUCAUUUUGAAUUGUAAAUAUUAAUGUAAUCCUACUGUUUAAAUAAUAGCUUUUUUCAUAAUGUAUAUAGGAAAUGUAUUUGUUUUUUAAUUUUAUUUAUUUAUUAUUGGGUAGACAGAGAGAAAUUGAGAAGGGAGGGUGAGAUAGAGCAGAAGAUGGACAGAGAGAUACCUGCAGCCGUGCAUCACUAUGCAUGAAGCUUUCCCCUGCAGGUGCGGACCAGGGGCUUGAACCCAGGUCCUUGCUUACUGUUGUGUGUACACUUAACCAUGUACACCACCAUCUGGCCCCCUGUUUAAUUGUUUUUAAAAGAUAUUAGAUGUCCUUUAUUUGGUGGGUUCAGGUAUAUCUAAUUUUUAAUAGAAGAUUAAGGAUAUUACAAGGUAUGAUAUGUGAAAAAAAGUCUAAUUAAAACUGCUACUUGCUUGUCUUAUUUUUUUAAGUAACAGAUUUAUUCCUAAAUAUUCAAUAAUAGCUUAUUGUAUAUUUAAUCAAUUUUCCACAUGAGUCAUCUUAGACUUUUACUUUAAAUAGUCUUUUAUAUACAACAUCCUAUAGGAAUAGUUUGUUGUUUAUAGACUUUAUAUAUUUUAGAAAGCCUAGCAGGCUGGGGAGAUGCACAGUGGUAGUUCACAAGACUUGCAUGCUAGAGGUGUCAGGUUCAAUCCUCAGCUCCACUCAUAGCCAGAGGUAAGCAACGCUCUGGUCAGAAUAAAUAAAUAAAUAAAUACUGGUAAAACAUGCCCAUUUAUAUGAUCUUGCAUAAUUUAAUUCAGUUAGAUUUUAUCAACAAAUUCAGUACUAUAUAUAUAUUAUGUCCUUCUUGCACCAUUUUCUCCUUUGGUAACCUUAGUUCUUUUGUCAGUAUCUACUUAAUUUAUCCUUUUUAUUUUGUUUUGUGUGUUCAAUUUCAUAACCUUGUACUAUACACACAAUGAAAUCAUCCACUGGUGAUCUUUUUCUUCUGUUUUUUUCAUCAAAACUUUUUAGUUUAACAUUAAAAGAAUAAGCAAGGAAUUGCAUGAUCAUUACAGAAGAGUGUAUAAAAAUGUUCAAGGGUGAUUUGAAAUGAGAUAAGGUAGGGUUAGAGCAGAAGGCUUUUAUCAAAAGGAUCAAUAAAAGAAAUAUCUUCUGA
Erinaceus europaeus (western European hedgehog) is the source of this 2998-nucleotide messenger RNA. Its product is annotated as zinc finger protein 239-like. NCBI's taxonomy places the organism in Eukaryota, Metazoa, Chordata, Mammalia, Eulipotyphla, Erinaceidae. Gene Ontology annotation, molecular function: DNA-binding transcription factor activity; RNA polymerase II cis-regulatory region sequence-specific DNA binding. Gene Ontology annotation, biological process: regulation of transcription by RNA polymerase II. The record is from RefSeq and is a predicted model, not a curated record. The coding region runs from base 199 to 1206 and encodes 335 amino acids. The transcript is spliced from 2 exons.